This is a messenger RNA of Aspergillus heteromorphus CBS 117.55, 1548 nucleotides long. RefSeq names its product putative choline transport protein. NCBI's taxonomy places the organism in Eukaryota, Fungi, Ascomycota, Eurotiomycetes, Eurotiales, Aspergillaceae. The record is from RefSeq and is a predicted model, not a curated record. The transcript has 5 exons. Gene Ontology annotation, molecular function: transmembrane transporter activity. Gene Ontology annotation, biological process: transmembrane transport; amino acid transport. Bases 1 to 1548 code for a protein of 515 amino acids. Gene Ontology annotation, cellular component: membrane.
AUGGAGUCAGACAGCUUCAAGACCUCCGAGCUCAAGUCGGGCCAUGCGGCUUCGCCAGACCCCGAAAUCGACAUGGACAAGGGUCAAGUCGUUGCGGGCAUCCCGGAUGGACACUUGAAGCGGAACUUUAGCAUGAUCAGUAUCAUUGCGUUAGGGUACAACAACACCAACAGCUGGGUGGCCAUAGCCACGAGCUUCGCGAUUGCCAUACAGUCUGGAGGGGCAGUCUCUCUCCUUUACGGCAUCAUUGUCGUCACCUUUGCCAUGUUUUGCACCGGUGUGACCUUGGCCGAGUUGGCUAGCGUCUAUCCCACUGCUGGCGGCCAGUACCAUUUCACCUCCAUUCUGGCGCCCAGUCGAUGGAGUCGGGCUCUGUCAUAUAGCAGCGGGAUGGCUGCCGUGUUUGCAUGGAUUACUCUUGGGGCUUCUAUCGCGCUGGCCGCGACGGAGGCGCUCAUGGCCGUUGUGAUCCGAUGGCAUCCCUCAUAUGUCGCUGAGAGCUGGCACUAUUUCUUGGUAUAUCAGUUGAUGAAUGCCAUUAUGGUUACCUACAACAUCUUUCUGACCAACAAGACCCUCUGGGUGUAUAAUAUGGCAUUCGUCCUGUCUAUUGCGACCUUCCUUGCCAUCAUCAUAGCUUGCCCUGCACGCUCUUCGGCAGAUAUCAACUCCGCUGAAACAUGGUCUCAAUUUGAUAACGGGUCUGGCGGCUGGUCGAACGGCAUCUCCUUCCUCACCGGUCUCUCCACGCCUCAGUUCAUGUUCUCUGGGCUUGAUGCCGCGCUGCACCUGGCAGAGGAAUGUCUAGAGCCAGCAAGGAUUGUACCGAAGGCUCUUAUUGUCACUGUCUUGGUGGGGCUUCUGACGGGAUUUCCGUUCGCCAUUGCCAUCCUCUACAGCUAUAGCGACAUCGAAGCCUCCCUCGACACGCCAACUGGAUUCCCCAUCUACUUCAUCUGGGAAAAAGCCACCCACUCUGCCGUCGCAGGAACAGUCUUCAUGGUCGCCAUGUUCGUGGUCUCCUUCGUAGCCCUGAACGCCGUGCACCAGACUGCCUCCCGACUCACCUGGUCUUUUGCCCGCGACAAUGCACUGUUCUUCUCCCACCGACUCUCCUCCAUUCACCCUUCCCUGGGAGUGCCAGUCUACGCAAUUUUUCUCAAUGGCUUUGCAGUGCUACUGGUUGGCAUUGUAUACGUUUGCUCAACGACAGCAUUCAACGCCUUCAUCAGCACGACCGUCGUCGUUGCUCAAAUCUCCUUUGCCGUCCCCGCCCUGCUUCUACUCUACCAGCGCCGAGACUCGCAUUACCUCCCUCUCAACCGCCCAUUCAAAGUUCCCAACGCGGUGGGCUACGUUGCAAAUGUAGUCUGCGUGAUAUGGGCGAUCAUUAUAACGAUCUUCUUCUGCUUUCCCACCGAGCUUCCCGUUACGGGCAGUAAUAUGAAUUAUGCUUCAGUUGUGCUGGCCAUUAUGCUGAUUCUGGGCGUUGGGAACUGGUUCGCAUACGCGAGGCGGAAUUACCAUGGCCCGCGGUUGGAGGCCUAG